Molecule: messenger RNA, 429 nt
Organism: Kuraishia capsulata CBS 1993
Lineage: Eukaryota; Fungi; Ascomycota; Pichiomycetes; Pichiales; Pichiaceae
Exons: 1
Coding region: 1-429 (142 amino acids)
Source: RefSeq, a predicted model, not a curated record
AUGGCUCUCAUAAACGACAAUGUCGACUCGGUAUUGGCUUAUCUGUGGAGUUGGUUCAUGCUGGGCCUGCGGUCGUUAUGGUCUCUGAUACUGACUUAUCCUGACGAAGCAUCCAUAGUGAUCACAAUGGUGCUGGCAAUUUCAGUGUUCUACCUGAUAAGGAAUUUGUUCCGCAUACUAUGGAAAACCUUCAAGUUCAUGGUGCAAUUCUGUUUGAUAUUGACCGUUGUGGUGGUUGGCCUGAGAUGUUACUCGCGUGGUCCAGACGCCCUUCUUAAAGAUCUGCCCUCGUUUGCAAUGAAUGUGUAUGCCCUGACGACGUCUUAUUUCUACAGACUAUUGUAUAUCUGGGGUGCAUUGAGUGCGAAUGAGGCUCAAGGGUUUCGGUUUGCGUAUAGUCAGGUGGACAAGAUAUUACAGAGGUACUGA